Stegostoma tigrinum is the source of this 1913-nucleotide messenger RNA. RefSeq names its product transcription factor HES-5-like. The transcript has 3 exons. Gene Ontology annotation, molecular function: protein dimerization activity; RNA polymerase II cis-regulatory region sequence-specific DNA binding; DNA-binding transcription factor activity, RNA polymerase II-specific. NCBI's taxonomy places the organism in Eukaryota, Metazoa, Chordata, Chondrichthyes, Orectolobiformes, Stegostomatidae. Gene Ontology annotation, cellular component: nucleus. Gene Ontology annotation, biological process: regulation of neurogenesis; anterior/posterior pattern specification; regulation of transcription by RNA polymerase II. Bases 38 to 559 code for a protein of 173 amino acids. The record is from RefSeq and is a predicted model, not a curated record.
GCGCAAGUCCCGCUUUAGUCUCUUUCAAUUGUCAGGCAUGGCUCCGACCAAUAUUGCCGACAUUAUCAACCGGGAAUUCUCGGGGGAAAAAUUCACAGCCAAACAGAAAAGCAAAAUAAUGAAGAUCACAAUAGAGAAAAGGCGCCGGGAUCGGAUAAACAGCAGCAUCAACCAGCUGAAGACUUUACUGGGAAGGGAGUUUCAAACGGAGGAGCCCAAUAUGAAGCUGGAGAAAGCGGACAUCCUGAAAAUGACUGUGAAUUACCUGAAGCACCACAGCCAACAGCUCAGAGCUAGCGGUCCAGCCAACACUCCGGAACGUGACUACAACGAAGGAUACUCUCGAUGUUUGCAAGAGGCUCUGCGCUUUUUCUCUGCCCAAGAAGACAAGACCGACAUUCAGAAGAAGUUAGUGACCCGUUUCCAAAGAAGACAGCCACCGUGUCCGGCCAAGGCGACCGUGAGUUAUCCUGUAUGCCCUCUGUCCUCUGCUCCCUGUCAGACCGGCAGCGAGCGGCCAGCUCAGUGUUGCCAGGCAUCCCUGUGGAGACCCUGGUAAUGCAACACAGAAUGUGGGAUACUCUGCCCGUUUGCAGUGGUGGUGAAGACGAUGUAGGAGAAUCAUUCUCCAGUGUCAGCAGUAACUGUGGUAGAACUGGAACUGUUGUAAGGGUUGCUUCAUAUUGAAGAAAGCGUAUUGCCCCCAUUUAUGGGGCGCGUCAUUUUAUAAAGAAUGUCCGGAUUUUGCGCUAUCGAUAGUUUAGUCAGACUUCUCGUUUCGAUAACUGUCAUCAAUGUAAUUAAUAAAACGUGGUCCCAGAUCCUGGAAAGGGAUCGUUUUGUUUGUUUUCUUCAUGGUGAAGAGAUGCUGCAAUUCUUGGAGGUCAAUUGUACGAGGUUAGGCGGGCGGGUGUUUGAUUGUUACCAGAUUACUCAUGAGUCAGUGACAACACCAUUUCCUUCACCAUAUUCACACCCCUUUAGCUCUUUGAUACUCCCACGUGGAUAGAUUUCCCUACACUCUCUCACCAACGCCCUCUACAGGUCUCAUAUCCCUCCUAUUUGCACAGCCUUUCAGGUCUCCACUGUCACUAGGUGGGCGCCGACCUCGCCGCCCAAGUCCCACAUCCGUUACGCAGAGAAUAGAGACAUGGCACAUCUCUAACCUGACUGUCCACGUUUAGUUUGACUAUCCUAAGUAAUGCCAUCCUCUCCGCACGUAACCACCUCAAAUCUCACAGCACUGAACUCUCAUAACUGUCCCAGAGGAAUCGGUGCAUUCCCGCCCCCUUUUCUGUCCUUAGCACUGUCUUGGCGAAUUCCAAAUCUGAUCUGUAUUCAGCAUAAUUUCUGGCUAUUGCUCAGUGACUAACACAUACUUCCACGUCUAUUCAACGAGGCCAUUGGCAUUCACUCAAAGUAGCGACCAUUCUGCAGUACGUUGAAACUUGAUGAUUCAUAACUUCUAAUAGACCCAACAUUGGUAAAGCUGUACCUUUGGAAACUUUCCCCAGACCUUUGGUAUCUCGGAUACUGAUUUUAGCAACUUCCCUGGCGCCUUGUUCAGGGUAAACUAAAUGAUCGGCGACCUUGGGAUCUGUUAAAUCUCUUGGUGAAAUUUUACCCACUAUUUGGUUCAUGAGGAAGCUCGCCUUCUUACAUCUCUGGAAUACAUUACGUCUUUGAAUUCUCGUCCUUUGUACAAAUUGAGAGCCCACCAUUUGUUGCCUGCAAAUUACUCGGAGAUUUGUUUUCAUCUGUCUAAAGCGAGCGAUACAAGUGCAAGUUCUUGCUUUGAAAAUGCUCGGAAGUUGCUUUUAAUCUAUUAUAACUUGCAAUGUCAGAAUAUAUACCCCGCUUGAAUGUACACGAUGCCUUGUACUAUAUACAUGCAACCACGAAUAAAACGUAAU